AUGGAUAAGCAGAUCAGAUUGCUGGAAAAUCCGUUUGCAAAGAGACACACAAAGGAAUCCCCUCGGUAUGCUCUCACGGUGCUGCCCGAGUAUUGCCACAAAAUCUUGCACGAGAACAAGACGUGGGAAAUUCGUGGCCAGAAAUGCGCCAAACAUCUCACGGAGCGCAUCUGCAUAGCAGAAUCGGGUUCAGGCAUGUUGGUGGGUGAGAUGGUCAUAUCGGAAAGCCGUCUCAUCACCAGACAGGAACUCGAGGCGAAUCCGGACAAGCACCAAAUCGAGAACCUGAGCUUGGUGCGCUACAAGAACAUCUAUGCGUGGACGGUUACCGAUGUAGAAGCCUAUGCGCAGCCGAGACCUUACGAAAGACCCACGGGAGCCGUCAAUUGGGUAGACCUGCAGUACUUCGGGGAGAUCCGCAGCGCUGCAGUGCGCCAACGAGGAGUCAUCGCAAAACUGGACCGGAAAAAGCGCUGCAAGAAGAAGGCCAAGAAGGAGCAUGACCGAUUGAAGCGAAAGUUCCCAUCUGUGUAUGCAAAAGAAGCUCGCGAAGACUCCGAGUGGAUACCCCCUCGAAGUGCGGCCUUUCGAAAGUGGUGCCUCUGGGAUUCGUGGCAGAUGUGCUCGGUAUGCAGCCGCAUGGUGCCGACAGACUAUCGCAGAAGCCAUGCCAAAGGCACCGCAAAGGGCGACCCGCAGAUCAAAGCAUGCAGUCACUGCAAGUCCAAUGCCGCACAGGGGUACUGGGCUCCUACGCCGGAAGAUGUACCUCGAAGACUGCGAAAGCUGUCGGCGCAAACUAUCGAAGCUCUGAGGCCUUUGCAGAUUCAUCCGACCUUCAAGAAGCCGUUCCGUGCCCCCCACGGCUACCUCAUUCAUGCGGACAUGAUGCAGUUCUCCUUCAAGCCAAUUUCGGUCGAAGAGGCCCUAACACGUCUUCCAAGAAAAGAGCGUCGUCGGGGAGAGAAAGCAUUGAGGUACUUAAAGGGUUCAGAUGGCACCCCAGACACGUCAUCCUACGUCGAAUUCUGGAGAAUGCAUCAGAAGUUCUUGCGACACAGAGAACGUGCAAUCGAGAGAGGAGACAUCUGGGCCGAUGCCCCGGUCAAGAGAAUGCCAGCCAACUUCAUCGAGACCGCAGGGCUGGAAUAUGAAGAGGAGGAAAUGCGAGAAGAAGAUGCAGCGUGGCAGCCGGCAGCAACGAGGCAAAGUGCCAAGGCUAGCUUCCUGGCUAAGGUGCACUCGGCCGUGAUCGGCUACAACUCUGAUCCACAGCUGUUGCAAUUCGUGUACGACCUGUGGCUCUUCACUACCAUCGGUGGAGCCAAGAACGCAUCCGGCGUGGGCAUCAGGGAGGCGCUGGCAAACAAGCCUUAUUCGCCUGAAGUCUGGCGCACCUAUCACACGGCCCUCGUCGACCUCCAAAGACAAAUCGGGUGGCCUAGUCUCUUCAUCACCAUAGCCCCCUACGAAUGGUCCUUCCCGUAUCAUGCCUGGAUGGAGGAUGAGCUUGCGAAGAGCCUCAAAGAGCGUCUUCACUUACCUGUAUCCGAGACGCUGCAUCUUGCACACGUCCUGACGCAAGCCGUGAAAAGCUUGCUGGCGGACACUAGCGAAGGAAUCUUCGCGGCAGGACCCGAGCAAGGAAGCGUCGUGUACUGGGUGGCCAGACUCGAAUUUCAAGAUGGAAAGCGCAAACGCAGAGUUCACAGAGAUGCACAGCACUACCACGGCCGCGGAACACCGCACGCACACAUACUGCUCUGGCUUCGAGACGUACAGAACAUGAACUUCGCGAAUAAAAUCCAUGCGCACCUGCCAGAAGAAGCAGAUGCAGAGAUGCUAGACCUUGUGACAGGUUCGCAACUGGAUUGGCAAACCAGCGGCUGGCCCGUGCGCGAAGAGCCGACCGAAGUGACCAAGUCGGGAACGAUACAAUUGUAUCAUCCGAAGAAAGCCCAUGCUCAAAACUGUCGAGCCUACUUGCCGGACGUGCUUGCAGCUUUGAGAUGUCACUGCGAUGUGCUAGCAUCCGACGGCCGUGCUAUGGUGCUGAAAUACUGCGUCAGCCACUAA
Molecule: messenger RNA, 2076 nt
Organism: Symbiodinium pilosum
Lineage: Eukaryota; Dinophyceae; Suessiales; Symbiodiniaceae
Source: the annotation of a GenBank genome assembly